CGGGCGAGCUUUCACUGGUAGCACUGGCAUGCCCAGGGCCCUCUAUCACCAUGAAAUGGAACUCGCCUACAGGCCCUAUCAUUACCAACCGUCAGUUUUGCAAAGAUUGGGGUUCGAACAACCUCUUCUAUCCGCCACGGCGGUUCUUCAACAUCAUCUACAGUAUUUGAGGUAUUCCGAACCUUUGGAGUUAUCGCCUUGUCCAUUGGAUUUAUCGUUGAAAUCGUCUGCACAAAUUACACCACCAUGUACGCCGUCUCCUGGGAAUACCAAAAGAAAUUCUUCGCCAGUUCCUGAUCAACAACAACAGCCAUCAAAAAAGUUAAAACCAACGCCGAUUGUAACUACAACAAAAAAAUCAAAAGCGAACAGAAAGUUAAAUUUUGACGAAGAUAACACAUCGCCGGUUUCCGGUACUAUUAUCAGAGAACUUCGUCCGGAUGAGACUUUAGUGGUUCGUAAAGGAGAUAUCGAUCCGGCAUUUAACGUAGUCGAAGUAACCGAAGAAGCGAAAGCCGAAUUAGCCAAAAUUGAAAAUCACAUUGGCGAUUACGUUUGCAGACUAUGCAAGGAGUUAUACGAAGACGCUUUCGGUUUGGCUCAACACCGCUGCUCCAGAAUCGUUCAUGUUGAGUAUAAAUGUCCGGAAUGUGACAAAGUUUUCAAUUGUCCCGCUAAUUUGGCGUCACAUCGACGAUGGCACAAACCAAGACCGCCGAAAGAAACGAAAUCGGAAGAAUGUUCAGAAACGGAUUCGGAACAGUUUCCGUGCAACGAAUGCGGAAAAAAAUUCCGAAGGGUUGCUUACUUGAGAAAACAUCAAGCGACUCACCAAGCUGACUGACAAAGACUGAUACCAGUAAGACCAAUCCCGAGGAUGCCACCGAGAUUAUGGAGACCUCCCCCGUUACCAUCACCGUCCGAGCUUCUUGGGAUUGAGAGGUAUGUACCCAAUAUGAGUUGGAUCUCUCCUUAUUGAGAAAAUCAAUUUUUUUGAAAAACUUUUGUAAGAAGAAAGUUUAAUUGUGAUAUUUGUAAAUAUUAAGAAUAAUUUCUGUCUUGUAAAUUAUAGAAAAGUAUUGAUUUUAUAAAUUUUAAAAAAGGCGAUGUUUUAAAAAUCUAUUUCUAUUUUUUUCUUCCAUAUUGGAUAAUCUAGUCGAUUUCUAGUCAUUAACAAAAAAUGGGUACAUAGUACAUAUAUUUUUUAAUGAUCAUAAA
Onthophagus taurus is the source of this 1218-nucleotide messenger RNA. RefSeq names its product insulinoma-associated protein 1. Gene Ontology annotation, molecular function: DNA-binding transcription repressor activity, RNA polymerase II-specific; RNA polymerase II cis-regulatory region sequence-specific DNA binding. The record is from RefSeq and is a predicted model, not a curated record. Lineage: Eukaryota; Metazoa; Arthropoda; Insecta; Coleoptera; Scarabaeidae. Gene Ontology annotation, biological process: neuron differentiation; negative regulation of transcription by RNA polymerase II; regulation of cell cycle process. Gene Ontology annotation, cellular component: nucleus; transcription repressor complex.